CGUCCAGGCAAUGAACCCCGCAAGAUCGAUAUCCGAGCUUUAGCGAUUUGAUGUGCUAUCGAACUAAAAGACGCCGUCCCACCUCGAAUCACAAUAGCGCACGCGUCCAAGACGCGCUGUGUAUCGUCUGACGGUCAAAUCUUCAAUUGCCGACACCACAAUUGAUUGCGAGGCCGUUUGUAUUUUUUAAGAGCCAGGCUUCCAACCCUGCCGAGGCGGGCAAUCUAGCAGUUGCAAUUCAAUCUUGGUGGCAUUACCAUUGGCUCUUUGGCCACAGUAUUGGGGGUUCAGCUUCUUCUGAGCGACAUUGACGCUGGAGCUCUAUUUAGAGCUAAGGGACACGCAUCAUGGUUACACCACCAGUAAGAAGAGUAGGAUUAAGCUAUCUUGAUUCACCCGAGCCUUUACUCAAAUCGAUCAAGUCCAGGACUGAGGCGAAGACGAAGACGAAGACCACGACUACGACCACGACAACAGAAGCGGCACCGAAACCGAAACCGGAGUCCAGGACUCAGACCAGACGCUCUCAGAUCAAGAUCCCUGAGCCUGUUCCUGACGAGCCUGUUCUUGACGACAUAUUUGCGCCACCACUUGCGUCUAGUGAUUUGGAAGACGAGGGCACGGCUGAAGAUGCAGACAACCUGGAAGCUGAACAGCCUAUUGCUGACAGCUCGGAUUCAGAUGAUGCUCCGCCCCGAGGAGCUAUCUCGUCAACCACUUUCACCUCCCAAAGCCAAAAGGGUGGGCGGCAAACUCGUCGGUCAACACUGAAAGAGGGAUCGAAGCUAAAGGAAGAGCCCGAAGAGUCGCAAUCAACGGCCAAGAAGAGGAAGCGCCCAUCCGAUGGCUCCCCCGAAAAGAGUAAACCAAAGAAAAAUGCACUCCCCAAAACGGAUCCGACUGCAGAGCCUCUGAAUAUGGCCAAUCACCUCUUAAAUGCCCAGGGCUUUACCAAGCAAUCCAAGGUAAAAAACACGUUUGGGAAAAAAAGCCUCCUUGCUCAGGUAGCCCGGCUACCAAAAGGCCUAGAAGAGCCGUCCACGCCUGUCAAGUUCAAGAAGCCUCCCGAGUACGGCACCAACACGCCCCGACAGAGCUGGAAGUUUCUUGUGCCAGAUUCUGUUGGCGCCGAUUCUCCGAUCAAAAGGACCCGCCGAUUAAAUAUGGUUGAGCCUAUUCUAUACGAGAACGAGGAUGAGGAUCCUGAUGAAGACGACGAAGAGGACGAUGAUACCGUGACUUACAGCCAACCAGGAUCCUUUACGGGAGGUGCCGAACGUGCUACAAAAGACAAAGCGAAACCGAAGCGAAAAAAACCCAACCCUUUGCGCUCAAGAAAGUCAACUGCGGUAAAGGGUGAGCCUGAAGAAGAUGCAGC
Trichoderma harzianum CBS 226.95 is the source of this 1378-nucleotide messenger RNA. RefSeq lists its product as hypothetical. The transcript has 2 exons. The record is from RefSeq and is a predicted model, not a curated record. NCBI's taxonomy places the organism in Eukaryota, Fungi, Ascomycota, Sordariomycetes, Hypocreales, Hypocreaceae. The annotation marks the transcript as partial.